This is a messenger RNA of Aspergillus pseudotamarii, 2454 nucleotides long. RefSeq lists its product as uncharacterized. Bases 477 to 2165 code for a protein of 562 amino acids. NCBI's taxonomy places the organism in Eukaryota, Fungi, Ascomycota, Eurotiomycetes, Eurotiales, Aspergillaceae. The record is from RefSeq and is a predicted model, not a curated record. The transcript is spliced from 4 exons.
GACGUGUAGAGUACGCCGAAAACUCCCAUCGCCAUAGUUCUUUCUAUAUACACACUGGUCCCUGGCCUAGUAUGCUAACUUGACGAUUGUGAAUGUAACAGAGUCGCAAAGGUAAGAUGACUCUUGAAUACUACUUCAACAAGAAGAGACCUAUGAAUGUUUGUAGUAACUCAGUGGACAUCCAGUCAAAUGUGACGAGAAGCAUCCUCGGUGUAAUGUACUAAAACAAGACACGUUUUUCCUGGACAACAGAAUCACAGGCUGAUUUGCCCUGAGCAAGCAAUGUACCAGGCUGGGCCAUGAUUGUGACUACCGGCCACGCUUAUCCUUUAGAGAUGAUACCCGUCGGGUAAUCGAACGGAUGUCAGACGUGGAGACAGUAGGCAACCUUGUUUGGGACCGUGAGACCCUCUUCCAUUUCAUCCUUGCCUAAUGCUACGUACGAUACGCUAAUUCAGAUAAUAUCGACAGCUCAUAUGAGUAGAAGUGCCGGGCUUCCGUCUGCUGGUUACGGACUACCCGAUCUGCUGCCUUCAUUCGCGACACUCACAACUGACGAGGAACGGGAGAGGAAGGCUCAGUCGUCCAUUCCCGGCACUUACACUGUUAUAAUAAUGCCGGAGAGCUUCUCUUGUCUUCCUAGACAUGCUGAUGAACGAUCUAAGGAACAAUGCAGGAGCUCAACAUCAAGUCCCUUGAUAUAUAGUGGGCUAAGUAGCCACAACCCAGAGGUGAACGAUCCAAAUGUGGUCAUACUCAAGACGUUUCCUGAUGCCAGGAGAUACCUGUGUUCAGACUACAGAGGUUCCACUCAAACGCUGGAGUCUGAUCCUCGAGACUCCCCAUAUCCAUCUACAGUCUCAGUAUAUUCAGCUGAGUCGAGCACCCUGGAUGAUUUUAAUGCUCAGCCACAAACCAGGCUGAUGGAUUAUGAGGCUAUGCUACUCUCACAUUUUCGCAAUGUGGUAUGGCCAAAACUGGUCCCCCACGGGAUCUGUUCAGACGGUCAUAGACUGGGUGUCGAGGUCUUGGAACAAGAAGCUGCUAUCUGCCCACCUCUUUUUCAAGCGAUGAUGGCAUUAUCUGAGAUCGGUCUAGACCGUCAAGGAAGCUGUGUAGAUAUGAGCGCCAUGAAUCCGCACCGGCAGGAUUUCCCACUUCCUCAGGAUAUAUUCCAUCACAGCGACAAUCUUCUAUCUGACGGACUUUUUCUUACGCAAUUUCUACUGCUCAUACACGAGGCCAUGAUUGCCAAGUCAGAUGGGCCGAGCCUCUGGUCUCAUCAUAUAUCCCAAAUGCUCGAAAUUACAUUCCUGAGGCAAUCGGCCUUUGGAGUGGAGCGAUUUCCGUUCGUCAUCUGGUGGAUCUGCAACAUUGACCUAUAUGCCCUUCUCAGCGGCGCAGGUACAGGAGAAUAUGUCAAACCGGUUCUAGAAAGCGACCUUCUCCCCUGGCCAGGGUCCCUUCUUUCCCCUAUCGGGCCUCAUGGAUCCGAUGUCAUCAAUUCGCAUGAGCCCGACAAUCUAACAUUACUGUUGCAGCUGUACAUGGACAUGUUCGGGCUAGCCGUCCAGCUAGGGUUAACUAUUGCGGAUAUGAAGAAGCUGGGCACAUCUUAUUCAUAUCCCCCAAUCAAUUUACAUGAAGACUUCAGGCGACUUUGGGACUCUUCAGACGUUCGCUUCUGGGCCGAGAAUCAAACGAGGCUGCCAAAACAACUACAAAACAUUUUCGAGCAGAUUAAUUUACUCUUCCAUACUUCACUUCUCCUUUACUAUACUAGCACGUGUCCUAGCCAGAGCAUUGGCUUAGGCGAAAUCCCCGCGCAGAUAGUGCAUCACCACACGACCAUGAUCUUCCAACAUGCAGAGGCGAUGAUGGUGAGAAGCCAAGGCAGUCCUCUGCACUUCAUCAUCUUCCCUUUGUUCCUGGCGGGAAUUGCGGCGGAGACGAUCGACCUCAAAGUCAAGGCAUGGGAACUGCUCUCAAAUCUAGAGGAAAAUGAGAUAGGAUAUAAUGCAUCUACGACGUGCUCUAUGCUCCAACUGGUGUAUGAGUACCAGAUGCAGCGAUCCAGUGGUAAUACUAGUGGCAGAGCAUUCCCAUGGAUUGACUGGGUUGAACUCUUGGCCGAACGUGGCUUUCGUUUAGUCAGUUACGGAUGAGAAGGGAGGAAGAAGUGCGACGAGGUUGAGAAUUUUCAUUUUUAUUUAUUUAUUUAAUCUUACUUUAUUUCUUUAUUCUUUAUUUUUAUUUCUUAUUCUUUUCCCUUUCCAUUAUACUCAUUCAUCUAUCUAUAUAAUCAAUCUUUGAUGUCUAUGUAUGUUGAACGUCGAAAUGAUGGGAGAAUGGCCGUAAUUCCCAACCAUGGAAUUUAGAAGCGGGCCGAUCCUGCAAAUAGAGCAGACUCCGUACUCUUAUUCUAAUUCGAAAAGAACAUAAAAUCAUGCAAUG